GAGAGCUGAUCAGCUUCAGCACCAUGAACCAGACCGCCAGUGUCCCGAGCCAGUGCCGCAGACGCCCCUCAGCCGACAUCAAGGAUCUAGGAGAUGGUGUUUUAGAGAGGAACUGGAAGGGGAUCGGCAUCUCUCUGCUGGUAAUUCUAGUGGUGCUGUCUCUCAUUAGUCUCUCAAUCUUCUUUCUUUCUAAAGAUGAUGGAGCUAAAACUCUGAAAUCUCAUCUGACCUUGGAUGACCUUUCCUUCAGAGACUUUCAGGUUCAAGCCUCCGAAGUGCAGUGGAUCAGUGCGGCCGAGAUCAUCUAUAGGAGCAGAGAUGGGAAUGUAAUGAAAGCUAAUAUCCAGACCAAUCAGACUGAGCUUCUGAUGAAAAACACUACAUUCGUAACAUUUAAAGCUUCCAAAGUUGCAGUCUCACCAGAUCUCAACUACGUACUUCUAACAUAUGAUGUCAAAAAGGUGUAUCAAUACUCCUUUCUGGCGUCUUACCUGAUCUACAAUUUGCACACAAGAGAGGUGUAUGAGCUGAACCCACCUGAGGUGUCAGAUUCAGUGCUGCAGUUUGCCUCCUGGGGAGUUUUGGGACAACAGCUGAUUUAUAUCUUUGAAAACAACAUUUACUACAAGCCAGAUGUGAAGAGCAGCUCUCUCAGGCUGACUUCAUCUGGACAAGAAGGAUUAGUGUUCAAUGGGAUUCCUGACUGGCUGUAUGAAGAGGAGGUGCUGCACUCACCGGUAGCUCACUGGUGGUCUUCAUCUGGAUCCAGCCUUGCAUUCCUCACCAUUAAUGAUACUCUUGUACCAAACAUGCUGCUACCUCGCUUUACUGGGGUUCUCUACCCACGAGGAAUGUCCUACCCUUACCCAAAGGUUGGCCAGGUUAACCCUACAGUGAAGCUGAAUGUGGUUACUCUGAAUGGUUCAUCUCCAACCAUCGAGCUUCUGCCCCCUAGUAGUCUAGAAAAAAGUGAGUACUACAUAACCAUGGUCCGGUGGGUGACUGAGCAACAUGUGACUGUGCGCUGGCUCAACAGAGCUCAGAACACUUCCAUCCUCACGUUGUGUCACAUACACACUGGAGAGUGUGAACGGAAGCAUGUGAUGACGUCAGACAAGUGGAUCGACCGCCAGAAUGAGAAGCCUUUGUUCUCUAAAGAUGGAGCAACGUUUUUUAUUACUUUACCCAUAAAACAUGGCAGCCAGGGAUCUUUCCGCCACCUCACCAUGAUGUCAGAACAGCAUACUGACGGAGAGGUCAGUGUGCGACACCUGACUUCUGGCAACUGGGAGGUUACUAAAAUGCUAGGUUAUGAUGAAAGCCUGAAAGCUGUGUAUUACAUCAGCACAGAGGAUGGAGUCUCACAAAGACACCUGUACAGGGUGAAGACAGUGGAUCUUUUUCAUCGAAAGUGUUUGACAUGUUCCCUGUUCAAGCCUCACUGCUCAUACUAUGAUGCUGUGUUGAGUCCGGAUUUACAAACAGUACUGCUGCAUUGUGCAGGGCCUGGUAGUCCCAGAACUACUGUGCACCAGCUUGCUAACAUAAGCAGUUAUAUGACAGUAGAUUCUGGUUUGGAGUUCAGGGACUGGCUCAGGCAGAAGAACAUCCCCCGCAGAGAAAUCACAAUCAUACCCUCUAAUAACCAUGCACUGCGACUGGAGCUCAGCUUCCCUGUGGAUUUUGAUGAGAGUAAUCAGUAUCCUCUGCUUUUCAUACUUGACAGUGCUCCUGGUGGUCAGCAGGUGAGUGAAAAAUUUCAUCUGGACUGGGACUCUGUACUUGUGAGCUCGGACAAUGUGAUUGUAGCUCGUUUGGAUGGUGGAGGUAGUGGUUUCCAGGGACAAAAGACUCUACAGGAAGUGCACAAACGCCUAGGAGUGGUGGAGCUCCAGGAUCACCUUGCUGCUCUAGAGUAUCUAGUAAAGCAGUUGUACAUUGAUGGAAGCAGGGUUGGCGUUUUCGGCAAGGCAUAUGGUGGUUUCCUUAGCUCCCUUCUCCUCCUGUCUGACAUCUCUCCAUUCCGCUGUGGUGUUGCCAUGGCACCCGUUACUAACUGGAGACUCUAUGCCUCAGCAUUUACAGAGCGAUAUUUUGGGUUUCCAUCCAUGGAUGAAAACAAGUAUCAGAUUUCUAGUUUGCUGUCUAACAUCAGCACCUCUGAGAAGCAGACGUUUCUUAUCCUACAUGGGACAGCUGAUGCUUCUGUUCACUUCCAACAUACAGCAGAGCUGGUGAAGCUGUUAUCUAUGCAUAAUGUAAACUAUACCUUAAAGAUUUUUCCUGAUGAGGGCCAUGACAUUAGCAGCAAACACUACAUGCUGAGUUCUGUCAUCACCUUCUUCAGUGAGUGCUUCCAUGAAAACUCUGCUGUCACCAUGGAAACCCGUGAGGAAGACUAGCUUCUGUGGCUUAAGUGAUUUCUCUUGGACUCAGGUGGGAUUUGAGGACAAGAUGGCUGCCAUAACAAGCAUCCUUGAUAUGGGUGCAUUCGUUCUAAUCCCACUGGUCCUAGUCUUACCUGACAAGGGCACAGAAGACUUUCUUGUCAGUUGUAGCAAUGGAGCAAACACACCGAGUCACACACUGUCCAGAUGUGCACAGUCUGUCUGAUAUUGGAAGAUAAGUUGGGCAGCUCUACUUUCUCUUCACUUACGAACUACAAUAAAGCUAGACCAAUGAUAUAUUUUUUAAAGACCAUGUAUACAAGAAUAUGUGGAUAACAUGCUCGACCCUCCAUGCAGAAGGCAGGUGAAGGAAAAGAAAAUAGUAUUUUUGUUUUUUUUCUUCUUCUUCUUCUGUUAAGCAUUAUGCACCAAAUGGACUUUGAAUAAAUCCUCUACACCUGUGGAUCUUUUGUCAUCCUGUUUAUUUUUAAUAAUUUCUUAUAUCUAAAUUCUGGACUGUUUGAAAUGUAUUGUAAUGUUGUAUAAACUUACUGCUUCUUUGGAAUUAAUGAUAUGUCAUCCUGCAAACAUAGUCGCUAUUACCCUUGAUAAACACUGAGUGUAAAAUUCCCUGUUUUAUUGCAGUCCACAUUUGUUUAGCUGUCUCAUUUUGUGUAAAUGUUAUUGUGUAGACAUUCAAGUCGUGAACUGAAGAUGUUAUAUAAUUACACAUAAGCCAAAUG
This is a messenger RNA of Clarias gariepinus (North African catfish), 3130 nucleotides long. RefSeq names its product inactive dipeptidyl peptidase 10-like. The transcript is spliced from 26 exons. Bases 24 to 2402 code for a protein of 792 amino acids. Gene Ontology annotation, biological process: proteolysis. NCBI's taxonomy places the organism in Eukaryota, Metazoa, Chordata, Actinopteri, Siluriformes, Clariidae. Gene Ontology annotation, molecular function: dipeptidyl-peptidase activity; serine-type peptidase activity. The record is from RefSeq and is a predicted model, not a curated record.